AUGUCCUACAGCCAAGUCCCCGCCGAGAACCACCACCAAGCAGACGACGACGACCUCGAUGCUUUAUCCUUCUCCCAUCCCAACCCCUCCGGCCCUUCCCAGGCAGCAUCAUCCUUUACCCCCCAACCACCGCCCCUCCAGAGCAGUCCGCAUCCGUCGGGCGUGUCUGGCAAGAUCGGGCAGAGCGGCACUGGAGGAAGAGCGGGACAGACGUCGACUGGAUGGGGAGGCGUGAGGACCGAGACGAGGUUCACCGGAGAGUCUACGUUGGACGAGCCUGUUUCCGAGACCAUCAUGCGUGAUCUGAGGUCCAUCUAUGCUAAGCUCAUACUCAUCCUGUACCCGCCAAAAGGAGGCAACCACCAGCUCUUGCGAGAUUGGGAUCUGUGGGGACCUUUGGUCAUUUGCCUGUCGCUCGCCAUCAUCCUCUCGAUGGACGCUCCGGGAGAAGAGUCGAUGCAGGUAUUCAGCUUGGUGAUCACACUCAUCACUGUGGGGUCUGUGGUGGUCACCGUCAAUUCCAAGCUUCUGGGUGGUAAAGUAUCAUUCUUCCAGAGUCUGUGUGUCUUGGGCUAUGCUUUGGCACCAAUCUUGAUCGCCUCUAUCGUCGCCUUUUUCGUGCACAACAUCUUUGUCCGGCUGCCAGUCACGCUGGCAUGUUGGGCGUGGUCCGUAUGGGCUUCAAUGAACUUUUUCAACGGCACCCAGCUCCCAGAGAGCCGCCUCUUCCUCGCCGUCUAUCCCAUGUGCUUGUUCUUCUUUGUCAUUUCGUGGAUGAUCAUCAUCCAAUAA
Molecule: messenger RNA, 792 nt
Organism: Cryptococcus wingfieldii CBS 7118
Lineage: Eukaryota; Fungi; Basidiomycota; Tremellomycetes; Tremellales; Cryptococcaceae
Product: terbinafine resistance locus protein
Exons: 5
Coding region: 1-792 (263 amino acids)
Biological process (GO): endoplasmic reticulum to Golgi vesicle-mediated transport
Cellular component (GO): trans-Golgi network; membrane
Source: RefSeq, a predicted model, not a curated record